Molecule: messenger RNA, 2500 nt
Organism: Hemibagrus wyckioides
Lineage: Eukaryota; Metazoa; Chordata; Actinopteri; Siluriformes; Bagridae
Gene: gsk3ba
Product: glycogen synthase kinase 3 beta, genome duplicate a
Exons: 11
Coding region: 786-2063 (425 amino acids)
Biological process (GO): extrinsic apoptotic signaling pathway in absence of ligand; insulin receptor signaling pathway; regulation of microtubule cytoskeleton organization
Cellular component (GO): axon; beta-catenin destruction complex; cytoplasm
Molecular function (GO): protein serine/threonine kinase activity; tau-protein kinase activity; beta-catenin binding
Source: RefSeq, a predicted model, not a curated record
CGAAUGCGUAAGGGUUGGAGUGACACACACACACACACACACAAGAAGAGAACGAACGAGCGCGAGCGAAGAAAGCACAGAGCAACGGACGCGAACUGGAUUAAGAAGAAAAGGAGAGAGAAAGAGAGGGAAAGAUUCCGGGAAAUUUUUAAUCGUUAAAUCUUGGAAAAAUCUUUUUAUCAAGGAAAAUACGCAGUGUGCAUGGAGUUACGAGGAGCGGAAGGGCAGUGGUGGAUAUCAGUGGUUAAAUCCGGUGAUUGGAAAAAUCUCAUUCGACUCGUUGGUUGAAGGCGAAGGGAGCCGCCAUGGCUGGAGCUGCUGGAUCUUCUCCACCUCAGCAUAUCAAAGAAAUAUGAACCUUAUACUGGAAUUAUAUUUAUAAUAAUAAUAAAAACAAACUCCUUGGUUUUUUAAGAGGCGGUCGGGUGUACAUUGUGUGUACAGAGACAAUAAUAAUCAAUCAUUUUUAAUAACCGGAGAACCGGUUUGUUUCAGGCCCAGUUUUCAAUUAGAUUUUGCAUUGAGUUUUCAAGAUUUUAGUCUUUAAAAGGUGGAAAAAACAAAACCACAAAAGCCAGGAGACAGGGAAUACAAGCUGUGGACGUGAAAGAAGAAGAAGAAGAAGAAGAAAAGAAAUUUUCUGGUGAAAAAGGGGUCGUCUUAUUUUCCCUCAUCCUUUUCAUCCCGUCCUCCAUUUUUCCUCCAUAAUCCCACUCGGAGAUUAAAAGUCCAGGCUCCAGGAGGAUAUUUUCUUUGCUCAUAUACAGGUGUUGAGGAUUGGGAGUAUGUCGGGUCGGCCCAGGACCACGUCCUUCGCGGAGAGCUGCAAACCCGUGGCUCAGCCUUCAGCCUUCGGGAGCAUGAAAGUCAGCAGAGAUAAGGAUGGCAGCAAGGUGACGUCAGUGAUGGCGACUCCGGGCCAGGGGCCCGAUCGGACUCAGGAGGUCAGCUACACGGACACCAAGGUGAUCGGGAACGGCUCGUUCGGCGUCGUCUACCAGGCCAAGCUGUGCGAAUCCGGAGAGCUGGUGGCCAUCAAGAAGGUCCUGCAGGACAAGAGGUUUAAGAACCGUGAGCUGCAGAUCAUGAGGAAGCUGGACCACUGCAACAUCGUCCGCCUCCGAUACUUCUUCUACUCCAGCGGGGACAAGAAGGACGAGGUGUAUCUGAACCUGGUGCUGGACUAUGUCCCUGAGACGGUGUACAGAGUCGCCAGACACUACAGCCGAGCCAAACAGACCCUCCCCAUGGUUUACGUCAAGUUGUACAUGUAUCAGCUCUUCAGAAGUCUGGCCUACAUCCAUUCAUUUGGAAUCUGUCAUCGAGAUAUCAAACCCCAGAACUUACUGCUGGAUCCCGAGACAGCUGUGCUCAAACUCUGUGACUUCGGCAGCGCUAAGCAGCUGGUCCGUGGAGAACCAAACGUGUCCUACAUCUGCUCGCGGUACUACAGAGCUCCUGAACUCAUCUUCGGAGCCACUGACUACACCUCCAGCAUAGACGUGUGGUCAGCAGGCUGUGUGCUGGCUGAGCUGUUGCUAGGGCAACCGAUUUUCCCUGGCGACAGCGGAGUGGAUCAGCUGGUGGAGAUCAUCAAGGUUUUGGGCACGCCCACCCGUGAGCAGAUUCGAGAGAUGAACCCCAAUUACACAGAGUUCAAGUUUCCUCAGAUUAAGGCCCACCCAUGGACUAAGGUGAGUCAACAGGUGUUCCGGCCACGCACACCUCCUGAAGCCAUCGCUCUCUGCUCUCGUCUGUUGGAGUACACACCCACGGCUCGGCUCACGCCGCUCGAGGCCUGCGCUCACUCCUUCUUUGACGAGCUGAGAGACCCGAACAUCAAACUGCCCAAUGGGAGGGAGAAGCCAUCGCUGUUUAACUUCACCACUCAAGAAUUGUCCAGUAACCCAUCCUUGGCCACCAUCUUGAUUCCUGCUCAUGCACGUAAUCAAGCAGGUGCCUCCACCCCCACCAAUGCCUCCAGCACUACAGAUGCCAACAGUGGAGAACGCGGUCAGACCACCAAUGCAGCGUCUGCCUCCGCCUCCAACACCUCCACCUGAGAGUCCCAGGUCAUUCGCCCCUCUGGCCUGGCCUGGCCCGGCCCGGCCCAUCCGGGCGACACCCCACCCGUUCCCUGGAUCAGUGGGCGGGUUUAAACCAUCCAACCACAACACUUACUGAAACCGCAACAGCCGAACCAUAAUUUCAGUGCUUUCAGCACUGUCCAAAACCGAGUUCCUGGACAUAUACAGAACGGUGAUAGUGGAGAGAGUGAAAGAGAGAGAGGGUGAGCAGUGGCACAGGGGGAGAACUCGCACCAUCAAUCCUGUGGACAAUCUCUUAAUCAAAGCAAUCCAGUAGCCAAAUCCAUCCUCUUCCAUCUCAGUUUAGUGAGCCUGCUGUUCAAAUGGGCUGCCCUCGCUCUCUCCCUCAAUCCCUUUCUCUCUCUCUCUCUCUCUCUCUCUCUCUCUCUCUCUCUCUCUCUCUCUUUCACACA